This is a messenger RNA of Zasmidium cellare ATCC 36951, 801 nucleotides long. RefSeq lists its product as uncharacterized. NCBI's taxonomy places the organism in Eukaryota, Fungi, Ascomycota, Dothideomycetes, Mycosphaerellales, Mycosphaerellaceae. The coding region runs from base 1 to 801 and encodes 266 amino acids. The record is from RefSeq and is a predicted model, not a curated record. The transcript is spliced from 2 exons.
AUGGGAGCUGAGGCGUCAAAACCAAUGCCGGGCGCGCAGCUACGAGUUAUCGGAGCAGGCUUACCACGAACGGGGACCGCAUCCUUCACCGCUGCCUUGUCUAUCCUCCUUGGCGGACCAGUCUACCACAGCGGCACGCAGAUGCUGGUCUCGGGCGAUGAAAAGCACAUCAAGACUCAGAUUAGAAUUCUCGAGCAUACGCCCAUGCAAUCUCCCGAGGACAAGAAAGUCGUAAUGGAGGGUCUCAAAAGCUUGGUGAAUGGCUAUGUAGCCACCGCCGACUCCUCUAUGUGCCAGUUCGUUCCAGAGCUGCUGGAGCUUUUCCCUGACGCGAAGGUGAUCUGUACAACCCGAGACCCAGAUGCAUGGGCCAAAAGCAUGGGCGAAUUAGCGAGUACCUCAUUGCAGAAUAUGCUCGCACUCAUGCUCUUUUGGGUGCCCUGUCUACGACUCUUCCCGAAGUGGGUUCGCGUCCUGCACGAAGGCCGAUGGGGAGAGCUGUACAUUCGGCCAGGCGAGCAGGCCAACUAUGGACAGGUGACGUGGGAGAGACAUGUAUCAUGGCUUCAAGAGUCUGUUCCCAAAGACCGACUCGUGUUCUACGACGUGAGGGACGGGUGGCAGCCACUUUGCGAUGUGCUUGGCGUCCCAGUACCGCGAGACACGGAGUUUCCUAGAAUGAAUGACUCUGAUGCGAUGAGCAAAUUCGCUGCAAAGCAGAUCGCCAAUGGUGUAUUGAGAUGGCUCAUUGUUGUCGUGGUUGGCGCAGGGAUCAUGGGAUUUAUGUGGCAACAUAUCUAG